GACGUCAUUAAUCGCUCUCGGAGCGAGUAUAUAUCUGUAUCAGUCGAAAACGCUAUAAGUUCUGUAAGUAACAUAUUCCUUGCAAUCCGUGAGUUAUUUCAACAGUUUUUAAUUUUCUGAAACUGAAGAAGGAAUUCUUAGAACACUUGGAAGUACGAUCAAAGCAGCGAUUCGCCGGCGAAGUUAUCGCUCAGCGAUCGUUCGCUCUUUUCUUGUUUUAGGUUAUCUUGUUUCAACAAAGCUAACACAAGGUAUGUUUCGGAUACCGAAACCAACAAUGCCUACUGCCACUACAACGACAAUUACAAAACGUUCAAAACAAACACAAAGUUGCCGUUAUUCAUCCUAUGAAUGCACACAACCUUGUCUAGAAGGAUAUACAUACUGUGCUAAGCAUAUUCUUGAAGAUUUGAAUGCACCUUACAAACAAUGUGCUUUUAUAUAUAAUUCUAAUGCAAAAAAAUGUCGAAAUCCUGCUCCCAAAUUGGAUAGGAGAGAUGUUUCAUACUGCAGUGAACAUUCCAGAAAAGCGCAAAUUAUUGUAGUUGCUUUGCGCAAGGAUAAGAUACUACUUACUCCUCGAAUUAUUAGUAUCGAUUUUUUAAGGCACGCCGGUAUUUUUACGGCGGAAGAGGUAAUCUAUAUCGCCAGGGAGAAACUGAUUAGGCUUCAAUCCCUUUACAUCGAUCAAUUUAGGAGGCUCCAGUAUGUGUUGAAGGAGAAAAGACGAAAAUAUCUACUUGCUUUGAAAAAGGAAAGGAAACACUUUAUACACGAUCAAGCUAAGGAAACAGUGAAAGAGAAAAAGCUUUAUGAGAAAUUAAAAGCUUUAAAUCGUUAUCACAGACGAAGUGGUGCUGAAGCUAUACUUUAUAGGAAAUCGUUAGAACGUCGUGCACAGGCAACUGAACCCGCCCAGAAACCGCCGAACUUGUCGAAGUGCGUGUUUACCGAAGGUGGUGUGAAAUGUGGCGAAAGGACUCUUCCAUCAGCUAAGCAUUGUCGUAAACAUAUUCUGAAGGACACGCAUCAAGUUUUGUUCAAAGCAUGCGGAGCGGUACGGGCAGAUAUCGAGUGCCAUGAACCUGUACCUGUAAUUUUCGACACUAACUGUGUAUUUCAUAUGAACUUGCCGCCGUCGUGUAAACUAGAAUCUAUGAAGUUCGAGGAGGAGAAGCCCACGAUAAAAGAAGUGUCGAUGAUUGAUAAUCAGAUGGACAUCGAUGUGGUGGGCGAGUCACAAGAAAUUGAUCCCGACGAUGAUAUGGCGGGAUUGAUGAGGGAAAUGAACGACUCCGCUCAUGCAAAACCUGCGUAUGUGAAUGAGAGCUUAAACAGCGAAACCAGCACAGACACGGCGUUCAGUUUGUCAGCGCAAAUGAGUGAUCGGGACGAAUUCGUUACUGCAUGACAAAAUAUUCUUCUGUGAUCCCUAAAGUGGGAGAAUAUUAUUGUUGUUAUUGUAAAAAGUGUCGAGGAUAAAAAUGAUGAUCUCUGAUAUUUUCAUCACGAAAAUUUCCUCACACGCAUCUCAAGUUUAAUUAUAUUUGUUUUCACUCUGUAACUAUAUAUAUAUUCAUUUAAUACAAUCGUUAAUACAUAUUUGUAUAUAUAAAUUGGAAAAUAGAACAUAA
This is a messenger RNA of Linepithema humile (Argentine ant), 1634 nucleotides long. The record is from RefSeq and is a predicted model, not a curated record. Lineage: Eukaryota; Metazoa; Arthropoda; Insecta; Hymenoptera; Formicidae.